AUGGGCGCUCCUGACGUUGCAGCGCAGCCGGGCGCGGGCUGGGACGAAGCGCAAUGCACAGCAGCACUCGCGCAACUGGAGCAGCUCCAGGCGCAGAUCAGCGACAUGCGCCUAGCCAUCCCCCGCAUCAUCGAGCCCUUCCACCGCCCUCGCAGUUCCGCGACGUAUAAACUCUACGCCGAUGGCGUACUCGGCUCUCAGAAGAACCUCGAUUCCCUCAAGAGCCAGUGGAAGUCACCUGAAUUACAGAGCACGUUCGAACACGUCAAGCAGAGCCUCGGCGCAAAUGCGGAUUUGUCAGAGAGCGUAUCGAUACCUUCUCAUGGCUGGGCGGAAAGAGCGCGGAAGGCGAAUGAGUCGACGAAAAGUCAAGGAGGAGAGAAUAAAGAGGACAGUGGUGCUAUUGUUACUGACGAGGAUAUGGAGAGGAUUGUGGUUGAGUUUAGGAAAGCGCAUCCGAAUCUCAAGGUCGAGACACAUGAUGAGGAUCGCAGCAUCCAGACACGCUUCGUCGCCGGGUCUCUCAUGCUGAAAUUCCGCGUUGGCAUCGAGCGCGACACGAACGGACGGCACAAACUCAACGCAGAGUGUUUGGGGACAACGGAGCCCUUUCUGGCUAUCACAAGAUGUAUUGCAUCACGGUCAAGUCCAGAUGACUUGAAGUAUCUGUUGGAUAUGAUUGCUGCGUACAAGACUGUGAAAGGAACGUCGUCGCUGGAACGACUGAUGCUCUUGAAACGGUUUGGGAAGCUUUUCAUGAAGGCUGCAUCUGAACAGGCUUCUCAAUGGGACGUUGUCCUAACGGAAGCGCCAAUUUCUCCCGAGUUCGUUCUCGACGGGACCUCCGUAUUCCCAUGGCAGAUGUUGACCAUCCUGCCACCAGGUACCGUGCACUUUUCGAACAGCUUCUGGAAAUACGUUGUACUCUCUGUUCUUGUAUGGUUCUGA
Messenger RNA from Alternaria conjuncta, 948 nucleotides. RefSeq lists its product as uncharacterized. The transcript is spliced from 4 exons. The coding region runs from base 1 to 948 and encodes 315 amino acids. Lineage: Eukaryota; Fungi; Ascomycota; Dothideomycetes; Pleosporales; Pleosporaceae. The record is from RefSeq and is a predicted model, not a curated record.